UAACUCGUCGUAUGUUGGCUAAAGCGUUUCAUUGUCUUCGCCAGUUCGCCUGUUAUCUCAAAAGCGGCCUUGUGCUACUGUGUUGGAGAAUGACAAGUCGUGAGAAGCAUCUGGUGGUGAUGUGCUAGGAGGAACAUUACAUGGAAACAAGUCAAUGUUCUCGUGAAGCUUGUGUUUAUAUUUUGUAGCGUCGUAGUUACGUGAGAUGACAACUCAGAAACGAUGUCAUAUUCGCUACAGCUGUGUGUGUUACGGACAAGUAAUUUUAGUUUCUCACCAGGUUGAAUGCGAGGACUAUAGGCCUAUAAUACACUCCGUAUUAGAAUCGCUGUGUGAUGCGGGAUCUGAUAAACUGACGUACCCCGUAGACAGCUUUCAAGUUCAUGUUUUGAUCGAUGAAGAUUUUUGUUUCGCCUGUGUUACCAAGAGAACGAAUGAACACUACAUUCCUUUCAAAUUCCUGGAUACAGUGAAGGACAGAUUUUCUGGAAUAUCUAGCCUCAUUUCCAGAUCAUUAAGGGCAAAUGAAAAUGAAUUUGAACGUGAUUUUGCUCCCGUACUUGCAUCUGUGAUGUAUGAUUUCAACAUAGGACAGGGAGACAAGUUACAGGAACUGCAGUCUCAAGUGGAGGAUGUAAAACAAGUAAUGCUUGAAAAUGUGCAGAAAGUCUUAGACCGUGGAGAGAGGCUGGAUGACCUGCUCAGCAAAACUGAAGAUCUGGAAGCUGGGGGCAACACAUUUCGUCAGAGGACAUUGCAACUGUACAAAAAAGCGAGAUGUAGAAAUUUGAAGAUGUGGAUAAUAAUUGGCAGUUUUCUUAGUGUGGUACUGACAUUGGCCGUGCUUAUAUCCCUAGGAAUCUUGCAUUUAUGAUUCACUGAGAUGAAAGACAAUUGGAAGACAUUGUUUCUGACUGCAAGAGAAGGCUGUGGUGCACAUUGUUUAUAUAGUGAUCAACAUAAACCAAAGAAUUUGACAAAAUGUAAAUAUGUUAUAUGUGAAGUACUUGUGUAAGUCUGUUGCUUUUGUACAAGGAUGUUGAAGCUUUAAUGAUUAAAUUCUUCUAAAUAUUCCCUUAUUUCACAAUAAGAUCAGAUAUUAAGGGCUAAUGCCAUAAAUUCAUUUCAGAAACAGGCGCAGCUUCAUAAUGAAUAAUCUACUUUAUGACAGUGUGUACACUGUUAUGAAACAUUGUAUUGUAUUGGCUGUUUUUAGUUGUAAUGUGAGCUGGACAGUUCACUUGGUAAGAGCACUGCAAGCCAGGUUCUAGUCCUGUUCCAUGAAACAGUUUGAAUCUGCCAGAAAUGUAGCUUUUUUUGUGCAUUUUUAGGCUUUUCAUAAUGUAUGUGCAGAAUAUUACAGUGUGACUGAGCUUUGUUUACUGUCCAAUAGUGUUGUCAUUGGGGCAUUCAUUACACAGCACUAAAGUAUAUCAUACCAUUGUAUUCUUGAAUAUUCAGAUAUCCUCCAACUGGCAUUUACUUGAAGCAUUGGCACCAGUUGAUAUUGCUGGUGAUUGAAGACUGUGUGUUACUUUUGAUCCUUAAACCCCAUCUUAAAUUCUUGCUUGAUGUAUGAUUUUAAUUUAUUUUGUUUGAUUUCACCUAUAUAAUCAACUCACACAGUGUUUGUUCUCUAUCUGUGAAGUGAAGUGUCUAUAAUUUUGCUAACACUUUGAUGUUUUUAUGACAUGUGCUUUAUCUUGGUUUUAAUUGCUCAGUGAUAAUAUGAGCAUCACUGCCACAUUAGUAUUUUUCUCUGUUCUGUGCAUGUUACUCCUUUCUAAACAGAUUGCAUUUUCCCUGCAUUUCUACUCAUAAGUUUAUUUCCUUCAGGUUCCUCCUCCUCCUCCUCCUC
Molecule: messenger RNA, 1858 nt
Organism: Schistocerca americana (American grasshopper)
Lineage: Eukaryota; Metazoa; Arthropoda; Insecta; Orthoptera; Acrididae
Product: vesicle-associated membrane protein 721-like
Exons: 4
Coding region: 206-874 (222 amino acids)
Biological process (GO): vesicle-mediated transport
Cellular component (GO): membrane
Source: RefSeq, a predicted model, not a curated record